AUGGUUUACCAGUAUGCUGAUCUCCCUCAAUACUCUUAUCAAAGUUUUGAGCGUCAAUACCAGACCUUUGAUUUUGAAUCUCAAUCUUUCCAAUUUUACCCUGUCACCUAUUCCACGACCGAUCUGACCGAGGGCCAAAACCAGGACAACAAGGAGCCCACUACCGAACCGGAGAAGGACGCUGCCUCUGAAGAGCCUGCCGCGGAGCCAAAAGGCGAUGACAGCCCGGCCGCUGAGUCUGCAGAUGCCGCAGAGGCUGCACCAGCAGAGUCUCCACCCGAUGAGCCUAAAGAGGAGGGCAAGGACGAACCCCCUGCUGGUGAUGAGCCAGCCCCAGAAGCAGAGAAGCCCGAGGAGGCUCCCGUAGAAGAGGCACCUCCCGCAGAGGAUGCAAAGCCCGAGGAACCAAAGUCUGAAGAGGAACCCAAACCUGAAGAUGAACCAAAACCGGAGGUAUCCACACCUGAAGAGGAAUCCAAACCCGAGGAAGAAUCGAAACCUGACGAAGAACCCAAGCCUGACGACGAGGCGAAGCCAGACGAUGCCAAGCCUGAAGAGGAUCCAAAGCCCGAAGGCGCAGAAGAUGCGAACAAAGACGAAGAGUUUCCCGCAUUCGAUCUAGACGCAGAGGAUCCUGAAUUAGCUAAAGCAAUCGCAGCUGAGAAGGAGGCAGAGGCUCAAGCGGCUGCCGAGGAAGCUUUAGAGAAGGAAAACGCAGCAAAAGCUGCGGAGACACCGCCAGCAGCGCCAGAUCCACCUGCGGAAGAGACUAAGUCCGGGGGUAAGAAGAAAAAGAAGAAGAAGAAGGGUAAGGGCAAGGCAGAGGAGCCAGAUCCGGAGCCAACGCCUGAACCGGAGGCGGACCCAGCGCCAGAGCCAGUGCCUGAACCAACGCCUGAACCAGAAGUAGAGGCAGCGCCAGAGCCUGAACCAACUCCCGAACCAGAACCAGAAGCAGCACCAGAGCCAGCACCAGAGCCAGCACCAGAGCCAGCAUCUGAACCAACGCCUGAACCAGAGCCAGAAGCAGCGCCAGAGCCCGAAGCAGCACCAGAGCCAGAACCUGCAGCGGCAGCUGAAACAGCUCCAGAGCCCGAAGCUGAGCCCGAAAAGCCUGCGGAUGAUGCUGCUGAGACUCCAGUCAUGGAAGAACCGGCAGCGCCUGAACCGGCCGCGGAAGAACCUAAGGCUGCAGGUAAGGGGAAGAAGAAGAAGAAGGGCAAGAAGAACAAGAACAAGGCAGAGGAUCCAGAACCCGUACCAGAACCCGUAGUCGAACCAGUUCCGGAGCCCGAAGCAGCACCCGAAGCACCAGCAGCAGAGGCUGAGGCAGCACCUGUGACAGAAGAGGAAAAGGCCCCCGAAGAACCCGCCAAGGAGCCUGAAGCGGAACCGACUCCAGCUGAGGAAACACCUGCUCCCGAACCCGCAGCUACAGAGCCCGAAGUAGUCGAAGAAGCUCCUAAAGAGGCACCUGCCGAAGAGAGUACUCCAGCUGAGCCGGAGCCCGAGGCUGCGGCUGAACCACAAAAGGCACCGGAGCCUGAGGUGCAGCCCGAAGCAGUUAAAGAAGCACCCGUGGUAGAGGAAACCCCAGCCGAAGUGCCUGCUGAAGAACCUGCUGCUGAGGCACCAGUCGAAGAAGCACCGGCCGAGACUCCGGAAGAACCAGCCCCGGCUCCCGCUGAGGAACCGGCCCCUGCUGAAGAGACCCCUCCCCCUGUGGAGGAGACUCCCGCUGUGGCUGAAGAACCAGAGCCUGCCCCGGUCGAAGAGCCUACUCCUCCAGCUGAAGAGCCUGCCCCAGAGCCUGCUGCGCCUGCUGAGGAGGCUCCUGCUCCAGAGGCUGCUCCAGAGGCUGCUCCAGCAGAUCCUCCCGCUGAGGAGGCCCCUGCCGAGCCAGCUCCUGAGCCAGUUGCCGAACCCGCUGCUGAAGAGCCUGUGAAGGAGGAACCGGCUGAAGAGCCCGCUCCUGUUGAACCUCCUACUGAAGAAGCUCCCGCCGAGCCAACACCUGAGCCCGCUGCUGAGCCUCCUGCUGAAGAACCUCCCGCCGAGCCAACACCUGAACCUGCUGCCGAGCCUCCUGCUGAAGAAGCUCCUGCUGAACCAACACCUGAGCCGGUUGCUGAACCUGUUGCUGAAGAGCCUGUGAAGGAGGCACCGGCUGAAGAGCCCGCUCCUGUUGAACCUCCUGCCGAGGAACCUCCCGCCGAGCCAACACCUGAGCCCGCUGCUGAGCCUCCCGCCGAAGAACCUCCCGCCGAGCCAACGCCCGAGCCCGCUGCUGAGCCUCCCGCCGAAGAACCUCCUGCCGAGCCAACGCCCGAGCCCGCUGCUGAGCCUCCUGCCGAAGCAACACCCGAACCUGCUGCAGAGCCUCCCGCCGAGCCAGCUCCCGAGCCACCUGUUGCCGAAGAGAAGGAAGUGACCGAAGAUGUUCCUCCUGCCGCGGAACCUGUAGAGGAGACUCCUGCUCCAGCUCCAGUCGAAGAAGCACCGGCUGCCGAUCCACCUGCAGAAGCCACCGUAGAACCGGAAGUCGUACCCGAGGAAGCAGCAAAGGAGAUCCCAGAGGAAGCACCUGCUCCAGAGCCAACGCCCGAAGAGCCAGCUCCUGCCGAACCUGCUCCAGCUGAGACCCCGGCACCUGACGAAUCUCCGGUCGAACCGGCAGUUCCGGACGAAGCACCAGCUGAGACACCGGAGCCCGAUGUAGCUGCAGUACCAGUCGAGACUCCAACGCCGGAAGAGGCAGCACCUGAGACACCGCCAGAGGAGCCCACUCCCGAGCCAGAGGCUACCAGAGACCUUCCCAUCGAAGACCCACCAGCAGAUCCAGAACCUACCCCGGAACCAGUCCCCGAGCCAAGCCCUGUCUCCGUUCGCGACGAAGUUGCGCUAGACGAGCUCGUGCCACCGGAAGACGCCACACGCGGGGCGGAUAUGAUCGACGCCGAGCCUCAUCCUGAGGGACCUCUAGACGAAAGCGAGGAAGCCGCAGCGGCUCGCCGCGCUCGACGCCGUAGAUUACGCCGCUCACCGGUAGAGGGAGAGCGUAGACACCCCAAGACCUCAUCCGACAGCCGUCGGGAUCAUCUCGAACGCCAGAAGAGUGAGCGAGGUAUCUUCACCAACCGCUGGGCGAAGGCACUGGAAGAGGCACGACGCCAACACGACGAGAAAUCCCAGGCUCAGCGAAAGCAGCGUGCUCUCGCUGAUGAGCGGGAGCGCAGCGGGAUCAUCACCGAGAGGAGCAAACGUUCGAGAAGCUCGGCAAGAGACAGGGAAAGGGAGAGGCCAAGGGAACUAGAAAACGAGGACGAAGUUAUCGAAUCCAGAUCCAAACGCCGCCCUUCCGAAAGCCCCUCAAGCCAGGCAAUUGAGCGUUCUCGCUCAACCAGGACCUCGUCAAAGCAGGCUCCAACACCCGUGCUGGUGCCUCAGCCACGUGCCUUCCUACGAUACAUGACAGAAGGCAAAUCAGAUACUAACGGACCUCUCCUGCGUCUAAAUGCCGCCAAGGCUGGGCCGCCUGUGGAGAAGCCUCCUCGAUCUUCGGGAAGCCACAGUAGUGGCAGCCGCCACGAUCGUGAGUAUGAAGACCGAUAUUCUGAUGGUCGGUCCAGUGGACGGUCUAGUGGAUCUCUAUCCCGACGCAGCGAUGAACCUCGUCAUGAGCGGAUUGAGGCUCGUUCGCGGUAUGCGGAUGAACCUCGUCAUGAGCGGAUUGAGGCUCGAUCCCGACAUGUGGAUGAGCCUCGUCAUGAACGCACCGAGACUCGAUCCCGACACGUGGAUGAACCUCGUCGUGAACGCACCGAGACUCGAUCCCGACACGUGGAUGAGCCUCGUCGUGAACGCACUGAGACUCGAUCCCGACAUGUGGAUGAGCCUCGUCAUGAACGCACCGAGACUCGAUCCCGACACGUGGAUGAACCUCGUCGUGAACGCACCGAGACUCGAUCCCGACACGUGGAUGAGCCUCGUCGUGAACGCACUGAGACUCGAUCCCGACACGUGGAUGAGCCUCGACGUGAACGCACUGAGACUCGAUCCCGACACGUGGAUGAACCUCGUCGUGAACGCACUGAGCCUCGAUCGCGCCGCGAGGAGGAACCUCGUCUUGAGCGGGCUGAGACUCGAUCCCGAUACGUGGAUGAGCCUCGUCUUGAGCGGACUGAGACGCGGAAAUUGCGACGUUCGUCGACGGCUGAACAUGGUCUGUCUGGGGAGAGGGAGAGGGAGAAAGAUCGGCAUAGAGCGCCUGAGCCUGAGCGUGAACGGGCAAGAGAGGGAGGGGAGAGGAGGGCUGAAGGUUCUUCUCGGCGUUAUAAGGAGACGAGGGAGGAGCGCUCUCAACGCCGACACAGGCGUGAGGAGUCUCCACCUCGAGAGGACUCGAAGCUCAAGAAUAUCUGGAGGGCUAUUGCUGCUCACUAG
Molecule: messenger RNA, 4443 nt
Organism: Penicillium paradoxum
Lineage: Eukaryota; Fungi; Ascomycota; Eurotiomycetes; Eurotiales; Aspergillaceae
Product: PE repeat family protein
Exons: 4
Coding region: 1-4443 (1480 amino acids)
Source: RefSeq, a predicted model, not a curated record